Momordica charantia (bitter melon) is the source of this 1703-nucleotide messenger RNA. The record is from RefSeq and is a predicted model, not a curated record. Lineage: Eukaryota; Viridiplantae; Streptophyta; Magnoliopsida; Cucurbitales; Cucurbitaceae.
CCCAUUGCUCACAGUUUCACGUCCCUUCGUCGAAACCCUAGACUUCUCUCUCUCUGUGUGUGAUCCACGACUCCUCCGCCCAAAAAUGGCAGAGCCUCUUGACAUGAGCUUAGAUGACAUCAUCAAGAACAACAGGAAAUCCGGAUCCGGAAACUCCAGCUUCAGGGGUCGCGGCGGAGCUCCCGGACCGGGCCCCUCUCGCCGAUUCCGCAGCCGUGGUCUUAAUAGAGCAGCGCCGUAUUCUACUCCCAAGGCGCCCGAGGCGGCUUGGUCACACCACAUGUUUGUAGAUCAUGGGGCGGCGUAUCCUUCGCAGCCACCGCGGGCCUCUGCUAUCCAAACUGGGACCAAGCUUUAUGUAUCUAAUUUGGACUAUGGUGUCUCCAACGAGGAUAUCAAGGAACUGUUUUCUGAAGUUGGCGAUCUGAAACGGUAUUCUAUUAAUUAUGAUAAAAGUGGGAGAUCAAAGGGAACAGCGGAAGUAGUUUUUUCGAAACAAUCAGAUGCUAUAGCUGCUAUAAAGAGAUACAACAAUGUUCAGCUAGAUGGGAAACCCAUGAAGUUGGAGAUUGUGGGAACAAACAUCGUGACACCUGUUGUACCUGCUGCUUCAAAUGCCAUUGCCAGCUUUGGGAAUUCAACUGGAUUUCCAAGAGGAGGACGUGCACUGGGCGUGGGCCGAAGCCGAGGAGGUGGACGAGGUCGUGGUCCUGGGAGAGGUGGUCGUGGACGUGGAAGAGGUCGUGGUGAAAAGUUAUCGGCUGAAGAUCUAGAUGCUGAUUUGGAGAAGUACCAUGAAGAAGCAAUGCAGAUCAAUUAAUGCAUUUGGGAUCAUUUUCUGGGGCCUGAUAUCCCUACCCUCGUUAAGUGCUUGAUGAUAAAUGUGAUAAGGACACCCUUUUCUAUUUUGCGAGUCAUAUCAUGAAGCCGUGACCUUGAGAGAACCGUUAAGGGACCUUCAUAUGAUGUGGAGUUUGGGCUUGAAUUGUUGUUUGUUGCUGUAGACUAUAAAGAGGUGUUUAUUAAUGCUUGAAUAUGUAAUCUCCUGUUAGUCGUCUAUUUUAAUUUGCUCCAAUCCUAUUUAUUUUCCAUGAAAGUUGAACCGGAACUGGGAAAGUCGUCCACACUCCUCGUCCACAUGGAAGGAUUUGGCGCAUGACUUGGAAGUAUUGAUUCUAACAUAAUCAACCACAUCGCCUGGUGUCUGAGGCCAAACUUUUCUGUGAUUGGUUUUAUGAAUUAAAAGUAAUGAGUUAGAUCUUCUACUUAUUGGCAUGGAGGGAGGGGUGUGGAGAUGAUUACCAAGAAGCCAAAAGACUAGAGGAAAAAUGCUACUGUCAUUGGACUCCAAGAGGAGAAAUUCGGUUGCAGUUGGUCGUCGGAUGCUGAUAUCUAAUAUAUAUUUUUACAUGAUUGGCCCUUUUCACUUCUGUUUAAAGUUUUCUGAGAUUCAAAUUUGGUUUGUUCACAUUUGAUGAAUUGAAAGCUUGUCUGCAAUUGAUUCACUAAGUCAAACAUAGGGGUAAAAAUGUUUACCCCUAACCUUUUGCAAUAGAUUUUGACAGAAAGCAGAGUAAGGUGAAAAUAACAGUAGCAAAAACAUGCUUUGAGUUUGAAUUCGAUUGAUGGUGGUGCAGUUGGGUAAUUGCAGCUGUGAAGGGAUUCUAUUAAAGUUUUUGAAAUGCUUACAAGUGCUUUUUGUA